Molecule: messenger RNA, 22968 nt
Organism: Porites evermanni
Lineage: Eukaryota; Metazoa; Cnidaria; Anthozoa; Scleractinia; Poritidae
Source: the annotation of a GenBank genome assembly
AUGGCGGACGUCGAUGAUAUGAAACCUCCAUUUUCACUUCAUUCUGUAAGCGUAGAUUCAGAACUUGAUGAUCAUGAUAUGGACUUGUUAGCUGACCACGAAGAUAGGGAACAUAAAAAUCAAGAAGUUUUUGUUUUAAGGGAGAAGAAGGGCGUCAUUUAUCCCUCGGAUUAUAAGUACAGAGUAGGUGAGUCAGGAUGUUUGUGCUGUUUUCGCGCUUUCGUUUCAUAAGCGCGCGUGAUUGACAUAGAUUUAACCCUUGUGGCAUGUGCUUUAAGGGAUUUUGUUUAUAAGAGAAAAGACAAUUAAACGAGGUUGAUUUCUCAAAGUGAGCUAAAAUAGUAAAGCUCAAGUUUUUAAAGUAAAUCCUGAUGCAUAAUCAUUUUCUAGGUCUGGAUUAGAUUCCUAAUAAGUUAAAGUGUAACGAGAAAAGUUGAUAAAUAUAGUGUUGUAAUAGAAAUCAUAUCAGCUGCAUGGGGAUCUUCAGAGUGGUUCUGAUGUAAACUGACAUUUGAGGGAGGCAGCAUGGCCUGUGGUCCAGAGUGCUGGACCUUGUAAUGAUUCAGGAGGCCCCGAGUUGAAGUCCUGCACUGACCACUAGCUGGAUUUGUUCUUGGUAGUCCAGAGCUCAAAUCAUUGCAUUGCCAUGCUUGUAAAAUAGCCAACUGGUUCGCCUCCUACCUGUUGGAAUUUUUAACUAUGUAAUGUUAUGUUCCAUUUUAGGUAUUAGACCUGCUUUAAAGUCAAAAAUUGAUGAUGCUUAUAAAAUCACUUAUUUGAAAUGUGCUCUUAACACGAAUGCAAAUUCCAAAAAUGAAGCAUUUUCGUUCAUUAGCAGGUGAGAAAAUUAAGGCCGAAAUUGGUAUCUAAGAGUGCUAUUUUGGGAAAUUAAUUAAUCUGACGUGAUGGUUCCCUUUGUUGACAGAACUGUUACAAUUUUCACAACCAGACACAUGAUAUUGCGCUAUAAGUUUGAAGUAAACUAGGUUGAAUUAUUGCAAAAUUUGCUUACAUUCUGCUUUCCCAAAUAAAGUACGAUUGUUUUGAUCUUUCUUAAUCAUUAUGGCUCCAAAAAGCUUUCUAGAGACAUAUUGGAUAUAUGAUCCUUACAAGGUUGGUGACAGAUAAGGCCCCUGUUAAAUGACGUAUUAUUCAAAUUAAUUAAGGCUAAAACAUUGUUUACGAUGCCAUACUGAGAGCACAUUAUGAAACAAGUUCAGACAAAGAUUUUUGCAUUUUCUUGCCACGUUCCAUGCUACAAUUGGGUUAGGAACAGAGGUUUUCUUGUAAAAAUUCAAGAUGGCAACAAAGAAAACAGCGUAGUGGGGAAUUUUGCGGCUGUGUUAGAGUGCACUGAAAACAAAUUGAUGUAAAAAUAUAAGGAUGUAUAAUACCGCACUGAAACUUAAAAUAAAUAAUGCUAAGGAAAAAUGUCUUAGAUUCCUGGCAGUAAGGGAGCAUUUUGGAAUUUUUGGCAACUGCCUGAAGUUCCAUAGCAUUGCAAAAAAAAUCCCACCUCUAUAUCUCCAGGAACAAUUGACAAACAAUGCCGGGAAUUUAAAGGUAAAUUAACAAUCUAAGUAUAAAUCAGUUCCAAUUUCUUUUUAUUCCUAGUUUUUGAGGGAAAGCUGGAAAAAAAUGCAAUUCUUGAUUUUUUGAGCCUGCAAUAUAAAUCAGGAAUCACACCUUAGGUGUGAAAAUUGACACCUCUGAUAUCAAUUUUCUGAAAGCUGAGGUCACACUUGAUAGACUUGUGUAAUUUUUAUUUUGGAAAAUUCUUUAUUAUUUGAGGAAUAAAUUUUUGAAAUGAACAGGUUUUUAGCAGAUCUAAUACCUUAAAUUAUUUGUUUCAUUAUCCCUGAAAGCUCUGUGCAAUAUAAGGGAAGAGGAUAAUUAACGUAUUAGUUACUUGAAGUAUUGCAGAGCUUCGCGAAGCAGAGGCCAAGAGCCAGAAGUAAGAAGAAAGGGAAAUAAGCCAAUAGGGAAAGGAAAAUAUCCAUUCAUUAUAAAAACAUACCAAAGAAAUAAGGAAACAAAACAUUGUUUUAUUAUUAAUUUUUUAAUCUAGAAUUAAGCUCCACUGGUUUUGCUCUUGAAAUUUUUUUGUUGUUGUAACUCUGAAACUACAGCUAACUCGUGUUUUGCAAACAGCUCACUAUUUCAGACAUGCCAAUAGUACGAUCAGCAGCUAAAUCUCUAGUGGGAAAAAAAUCAACAAGUUUGACUGCAUCGUGCUGCGUGUAUUGCAACCUUUGAAAGGAUUUUGGGUUUUUCUGUUCUGUCAAUCAUUUGAGUGAGGGUGGGGUUAAUGCAAUCACAAUGUAAUGUGCUCACCCAAUUUUACUGAGAAUGACUCUAGACUGCUUAAGAAUAGGGAAGGAAAUUGGUAUGAAGAGUGGAUUUUUGUCAAAGGAAGGAGGCAGAUGUUGCUUUAUUCUUGCAACUGACAAGAACAAGAAAGGUCAGAAAAGUCUGCGAAGCAAAUUAUUGCCCAAAACAGGUCGCUCACAAGCAACGAACCUUGAAACAUGAAAUUAACAAAACAGAUCAAAACCCAGCAAUCACAAAGCACAAACCAGGACCUUUUGAAUUCGUGCAAGUAAACGUAUGUUUCCUGAGAGGUCCGAUAUGAUUGAUGGAACAGAAAAACCACAAAUUCCUUCGAAUUUUGCAAAACGCACAGCACGAUACAACGAAUUUCAUGUAAUUCCUCUGAUUAUAAACUUGCUACAUGUAGGUAGGGCACUUUCCAAAAAUCAGAACUGGGUGGCUAUACUAGUCAUUUUGAAAAUAAUAAAGGGUUUUUUGAACGUUUUAGGUUAGAAAGGGAACCAAAUUCUUGCAAUACAUGUUAUAAAAAACUUUUUCUUUUUAACUAUUGAGACUUACACAUACUACCAGCGAGAAGAUUAUUUUUUUAAACCCUAAGAACAUUAUAUUCAAUCUAUAGAAUGAUAAUUUUUUUUAUAUCAUUGUGGAGACUAUUUUAGGGGGGUAUUUUAAUAUACAAUAUGUAUUUAGAAUUUAUAUACACACUGUGCUUAUGUACAAAUUGGAAUACGUGCACAAUAAUGAUGUCAUGUGUGAUAUCAUUAUAUUAUAUAUUAUUUUUCUUAUCAUACCUCUAAAUUAUACAUGUACAUUAAAGAUAACUGCUUUUCCUGCUCAUCUAUGUUUUCAUAAUGUAUAAAUAUUCAAAUUUAUUUAAUUUACUUACUCAAUAUUUUGUUAAAUAUGAUGAGCUAGCAAAAAUGGAACUUUUGAAUUUUCAAAAAUUUCCAGGCCAAACAUUACAUUUGUAGAAAUCAUUUUGCAAUCUGUUCUUUAAUACACUGUGGUCUUUAAUGCCUCAUGCAUGUUUACUGAACUUUGUGUACUUUAAACUUAACAUGUACCUUGAACCCUUUUGGUAAGCAAGUCUCAUGAGUUAAGUUUGAGAUGGUCAAACUCUGGAUACAAUGCAAGAUGGUUGUAGAUCCUUGUGCUGCUAUCUGUAGAACUUAUAACUGGAUACUCCCAAAGAUCUAGAUUUCUGUAGUACUGGGAUUGAAUGACCAGUCAUCAUGUACUGCUUUUUCCUUGAAUGAAUCUUGUUCAUGGUCUUCCCUGUUUGACAUUGCAGACUUUGCCCUAUGACAGUGAAUCUAUUAUGUCUGAUACACUGACACUGUCUUGUUCGGUCGGGUUCAACUGGGUAAUUUAGCAAAAGUUUCAAACCAGUAUAAACAUGCCUAGUAUAAGAGUAUUGGUAAGCUUGUUAUGUUUGUUGAAUCACUCAAUUUGAGUUUUAGUCUUGUAUAUUGAGUUACAGCUUUAGGUCAAGGAAAUACUCUGUUUCUAAGAGUACCAAUCCUGAUAUUGGUUGUAAUUUUUAUGCAUCAUGUAUUUUUGUAAGCACUUUGUUGAUCAAUUUCACCAUAAUGUUGAGUGUACUGCUGACAAGGAAAGUUUUGCAGUUUGAUUAAAUGACUGACAAAUUGUAUAAUAAAAUAUUAGGGCACAGAGUUUACAAAACAUGGAACCAGAGUACAUGGUAAAGCAGAUCAAAAAGUAUUUGGCAUCAAUUGUUCAACAACUUUUGUUAGGAUAAUUAUAAAUGCAUUUUAACAUACAUGAAUGAAGAUGCAAAUUUGCAUUGAAAACACACCCCCUAUUUAAGCAAUUGAUAAUAUUCAUGUAUCCUAGGCUUCAUGACUGAAAUGUUAGUUUAUAGGUUUACAGUCAAGGAAAGAAUAUUGCUCUACAUUACAGAUUUCAUCAGCUUCAGCUUAGCUUGCUUCAGUAUGGAGACAUUCACCCAUGAUGUGGUUUACCCUAACGAAGGUUGGGUAUAUAGUUGAAUUAUAAUGAUAAUGUUAAUGUCCAUUCUAUGUUUUACAUGUCUAACUAAUGAAUGAUAGUGAAUUAAGAUUUAAAAAAAUGAUUGUCUACGAGGUGCUGAGAUAAAUGACACUGCCAAACAGUGCAAUUUCAGUAAAGGGUGAAGAAUAUAAAAUCAUUUCUAUUCUAUUGCUAUUCUUUGGUUUGCAGAAUUUUUUUGUGUUUUUGUGUCUUUAUGUCUUUCUUGAUUUGCUUGUAUUUUGCUACAUUAUUGUCCGGGUUCUGUGAUCAGGUUUUGUUUUGUCUUUGAGAACUUAACCCUAAAAUUGGAUGAUAUGGAAGAACCAGAUUUUAUACAUUUAUACAUAUACAUGUAUAUACAGCUGUAGGUCAUGCAACUUUGUAAUCUUUUACUAUUACUGAGAUCAUUGUGUUGUUGUAUAAAUAUAUAGUUUUUCUGUACAAUUUAUUCUUAGAUGCAGUGAAUUGUGAGCAAAUUUGAAUAAUGUAGUAAGAUUUGUCAAGUGUGAAUUUUAAAGGUCUCCCCAGUCUUACAGUGAUGCUCUUUACAUGUACAGCUGUAGUUAAUACUACAGUAGAUGGAGAUCAAGAAAAUACUACCAUAUAAUACAAGUAUAAUCAGGAAGUAGAGUAAAGAGAGAGAGUGAAUAAUUUAAAAAAUAUAUAUGCAAAUUAGCAUAAACUUUGUAACACAUUGCAGUGAAUUUACUUUGAAGAGAAUUGUCUGUACAGUUUUAUGAUGGUGUUUUAUGUUUGUGUUGCUACAAGUUUCCUGGUUAAAUGCUCACUGUACUAGUCUAGCCAGUGCUUGCAUUUCAUUUUGAUAUUUUCACUUGGCAUCUUAAAUAGAAUGAUAUUGUUUUGUUGCCUGAGGUUUGCUUUAAUGCCUUUAAAUUUCAUGAUCAUUUUGUUAAUUCUUUUUGCUGCUUUAAUUGCUCUCAUUAUUAGAAUAUAGUGAUACAUGUAUGUUAAUUUUGUAGUUUAUGUUUGAAAACUUUGUUUUGUCAUUCAAAUUUAAUGUGCCAGCCACUGAAACAAAGAACUCCUUUUUAUAAGAGAGAGCUAAUUUAAUAAGCCUCUCAUUGGUACAUUUACAUGUAUAUGUAUCAAUACAUGCAUGUAGGUGACACAGGACUAGUAAGGGAGUUUGAUUAAUAGAGAUCAAAGAAUUUUAUGUUGGCAGUUCCUCAGCUCUAGCUUGUUAGUUAAAUUUUGACUUGUAUUGAUCUUCCUGCAUAGCAUUGAUAAUAUUAUUACUAUACAAUGAAGGCGAUCAUCAUUGGGUCGAAGAUGUAAGGUAAUGAAUACUUCUUUUUAGAUAAGGAUUUUUUUUCUGUUCAGGAAAUGCAAAAAAAUAAACAAAUAAAAUACAGUGGCAUACAUGUAUUUUAAUAUUUGAUUAAAGGGACAGCUAGUGUUAUGCACAUGUGCGAGCGUCAUCUGUUUUUUCUUCAAAAGACAAUAGAACUGGAUCAUGUUGACUUGACAAGAUUUCGUUCCGGACCACACCUCGACAAAGAUUUGUUGUUUACAUUCUCAAGUAUAUUUUUGUCUUUCGUAGACGUCUUUCAUCUUAUUUAAAAAUUUUGCUUGUGGCACAAAGACAUCUUGCGAUUUUGUUGAGCUAGCUCGGCCACCUUGCGCCCUAAAAAGCUCGUUCCACUCAGUUUACAGCUUUUUGGGUGUCAAAGUCGUGUCAGAGGUCAAUUUGUGGCAAGUCCAAGUCCAGCAAUAUCUGCUUGCAUUCUAGCUUCAAAAGUUCGAAAGACAUUAAUAAAAAUACAAUCUCAACGUUAAGAAGCAUGGCAAAGCACAUGGCAAACACUGAGUGCCUGUUGUUUGAUUUGUCGGCGGUAAGCAGAUUUAACUUUAAGUUAACUAACAUGUCGUUGCAACACAUCGUGCUUCAUGAAGCUUCCACAAGAUCUCCUCAGUCACAUCCGUGUCUCAAUGGUUUGUUUCAUAGAAGUAUCAAACUCAGCCAUGCACAAUGCAAGUGGAUUUUUCAAGGUUCUCUUGCUCUCCUCACAUCUUUUGAAUUCGCAAAAUUCUGUCAGAAAGUCAAAGUUUGGUACAUGCGCAGAAUGGGAUACUGUUCCUUCUGUUGCGAAUCAAAUUUUUGUCUGCUAUUAAGAAAAUUGUGAAAAUUUAAUAAACACCCAGCCUCAAAUAAGCGCCACUCUCAAGGUCCAAAAAUUUAUUUUUUUUUAGCACCUGGGGCACUUAAUUGAAUAAAAUACAACACUAGUCAUUACAUAGUUACAUGUACAAAAACUGUGUUCACCGUUUUAGCCAGUAUUAAGAGGUUUAAUAGCUGAUGUUUUCAUCCUCCUUUAUCUAUAGACACGUGCUAUCCUGGAUACUAUCCUCGCUUUGUCAAUGCACCAACAGUCAUCACAUUGGUUGGGCUGCCAGCUAGAGGCAAGACAUAUAUGGCAAAAAAACUGGGCCGUUACCUCAACUGGAUAGGCAUCAAAACAAAAGGUAAGUUAAACUCCACAAACUCCUUAUUCACUGACACAUUUCAGAACAGCAACCCCGUAGGGGUGAAUGGGUGUGUAAAUUAGGGACCUUAAGAUCUGACAACUGUGAUGGCGGCAAGAAUGUCAAAAAAGCAAUAGGUUUGAUUCAUUUAGCAAAACAGCAACUCUGCACGUGCAUCACACUUUUUUGUACAUUUCUUUCCCUUCUCUGCACGACUACAACAUGAAAAUUAAUGCCUAAUUUCGCAUUUAAUGGAGGAUGUAAACAAGCCAUAACAAAAUUUUCUUUUGCUUUCUGAACUUGGCUAUAGUUCUUGGGAAUUCAACUUCAAGAGAGUUCACCUUUGUUUGACAAAGUGUUUAAGUUGGAAUAAUCUCUAUGAAGAUUUAAACAACCCCAAAUCACUUCUAAGUGGAUGUUUUCAGACUGCCAUUGCUGUUCUCAGAUCUAAGGUCCCAAUCGUUUGGAAAUAGCUCUACUUAACCCAACGCCUUUUCCUUUGUUUUGUAGUUUUUAAUGUUGGUGAGUACCGCAGGAGAUUCGUUGGGCCUGAUAAACUGCAUGAUUUUUUCAGAGUGGAAAACACUGAAGCCUAUGAAAUAAGAAAGUAAGUAACCUGUCCAACUAAAAUGCACUUAAAAUGUGUUUCUCUCGUGUGGUCUAAAUAUUAACUAGUUAUGUCAACUACAUUUACAUCUAAUUUACAAAGUAAUGUACAUCUAAUUUAUUGUAAAAAAGAGUUGUUCAAAGUGAUUAGCAUCAUUCAAAAUUAAUUUUUUAAAAUUAAUGUGGUAAAAUAAAAUAAUAUUAAUUACAGCUAACAACAAGGAGCACAGGCAUCAGUCAGCGUGGUGGUUCAAGCACGGUCAGCCUUGCUUGCAUCAUCUCCAUGUACUUAGUACAGCGUUUCCUUGAAGCCACUCUCUUUGUUUAGCCUUUGGAUCAUUCUUUUACCCCAAUCCCUCUCUUUCUUUAUUUUUUCUACCAAUAAAUCAGUGUGACGGGUGCCUGGUUCCGUGGGUGUGGGGGCUGAUGGCUAGGAGGCGUGGGUUUACCAGCCUACCAUCCAUAGGGGCAUAGCUCUGUCUAAGGGCUGGCUUUGCCAAAAGUGGAAGCCCCUGGCUGUCCUGGGCACCUCCCUCAAUUAAGCAACGUAGUUGUUAAUAGUAGGUAUUGUAAUUGUAAUAUUUUUAUUUUCAUUGUUGUUUUUUUUUUGUAUUUAUACAGGAGGUGUGCUAUAGCCUGCUUGGAAGAUGUCAGUAAGUUCUUAACUCGAGGAGGACAAGUAGCUGUAAGUUGAAGUUUGUGGUAAAAUAAUAUUGGGAAUUUUUGGAAAUAGACUUCAGGCUAUUUUUUUGCUCCUGAAAAGUACCACUUUUCAGAGCUUUGUGAACUCUUAGGACAUCUACAUGUAUACAUGUAAGAAGAUACUAACAGGGCUGUUGCUAAGAUUUCAGUUAAGUUGCUGAUAUAAUAUGGGAUUUAGAGUUAAGGCAGGGAGUCACUUGAGCGGCUGAGACAUGUAGGAAUUUGGUUCUACUUUCCUUUUGUUUGCUACAUGUGUAUCAAAGAAGGUCAUGAUCAGAGUAGCCAGGGACAUUGUACAUUGUACUUUUUUCAAGGCUUUAAUAUAAUAUAAUUAAUUUAAUUCUGCUGUGGAAUAUUUCAAGAGCUUCAGGGAAAUACAGUAGUGCCAGGUCAGUGCUGUCCCAAAGCUGACUGUGUCCAUUUAAAAAGUAAAAUAUGAACAAAAUGCCGUGGUUUUUAUGGGUUGUUCAUAUUAUUUUUUCUCUGUAAUGAACAAUGUCUUUCUUGAAUUACUUUUCAAGUCACAUGUAGCUCAAUAAAGUUUUUUCUGUUAACAUUGAACCAAGGAUAAAAUAAUAAUCAUUUUCAUCAAUAACCCAUCAUAUCAUACUUGUACUUUUACUUCUUUAUGAUCUGAAAUGCAACAAGUACCGCUUCCUUUUGCUGUAAGCUGAAAGCAUUCCUCUUAUCAUAAAUAGUAAUUUAUAUAUAUAUAUAUAUAUAUAUAUGUAUUUUUUUUUCUUCUUUGCUCUUUUAUUUUCUUUUGUUUGUUUUUUUCUUUUUGUCAUUUCGCUUUUUUUAGCCUAGAACUAUGAUUAGUACCACUAUCUAAUGUACUUAUUGGGUCAUUCCACAGUAAUUUGGACAGAAAAUAUCAAAAAUCAAAAUUGUUUGUUUCACUCAAUUUCUUGACAAAUUGAUAACUAACAUGUCGUUGCAACACAUCGUGCUUCAUGAAGCUUCCACAAGAUCUCCUCAGUCACAUCCGUGUCUCAAUGGUUUGUUUCAUAGAAGUAUCAAACUCAGCCAUGCACAAUGCAAGUGGAUUUUUCAAGGUUCUCUUGCUCUCCUCACAUCUUUUGAAUUCGCAAAAUUCUGUCAGAAAGUCAAAGUUUGGUACAUGCGCAGAAUGGGAUACUGUUCCUUCUGUUGCGAAUCAAAUUUUUGUCUGCUAUUAAGAAAAUUGUGAAAAUUUAAUAAACACCCAGCCUCAAAUAAGCGCCACUCUCAAGGUCCAAAAAUUUAUUUUUUUUUAGCACCUGGGGCACUUAAUUGAAUAAAAUACAACACUAGUCAUUACAUAGUUACAUGUACAAAAACUGUGUUCACCGUUUUAGCCAGUAUUAAGAGGUUUAAUAGCUGAUGUUUUCAUCCUCCUUUAUCUAUAGACACGUGCUAUCCUGGAUACUAUCCUCGCUUUGUCAAUGCACCAACAGUCAUCACAUUGGUUGGGCUGCCAGCUAGAGGCAAGACAUAUAUGGCAAAAAAACUGGGCCGUUACCUCAACUGGAUAGGCAUCAAAACAAAAGGUAAGUUAAACUCCACAAACUCCUUAUUCACUGACACAUUUCAGAACAGCAACCCCGUAGGGGUGAAUGGGUGUGUAAAUUAGGGACCUUAAGAUCUGACAACUGUGAUGGCGGCAAGAAUGUCAAAAAAGCAAUAGGUUUGAUUCAUUUAGCAAAACAGCAACUCUGCACGUGCAUCACACUUUUUUGUACAUUUCUUUCCCUUCUCUGCACGACUACAACAUGAAAAUUAAUGCCUAAUUUCGCAUUUAAUGGAGGAUGUAAACAAGCCAUAACAAAAUUUUCUUUUGCUUUCUGAACUUGGCUAUAGUUCUUGGGAAUUCAACUUCAAGAGAGUUCACCUUUGUUUGACAAAGUGUUUAAGUUGGAAUAAUCUCUAUGAAGAUUUAAACAACCCCAAAUCACUUCUAAGUGGAUGUUUUCAGACUGCCAUUGCUGUUCUCAGAUCUAAGGUCCCAAUCGUUUGGAAAUAGCUCUACUUAACCCAACGCCUUUUCCUUUGUUUUGUAGUUUUUAAUGUUGGUGAGUACCGCAGGAGAUUCGUUGGGCCUGAUAAACUGCAUGAUUUUUUCAGAGUGGAAAACACUGAAGCCUAUGAAAUAAGAAAGUAAGUAACCUGUCCAACUAAAAUGCACUUAAAAUGUGUUUCUCUCGUGUGGUCUAAAUAUUAACUAGUUAUGUCAACUACAUUUACAUCUAAUUUACAAAGUAAUGUACAUCUAAUUUAUUGUAAAAAAGAGUUGUUCAAAGUGAUUAGCAUCAUUCAAAAUUAAUUUUUUAAAAUUAAUGUGGUAAAAUAAAAUAAUAUUAAUUACAGCUAACAACAAGGAGCACAGGCAUCAGUCAGCGUGGUGGUUCAAGCACGGUCAGCCUUGCUUGCAUCAUCUCCAUGUACUUAGUACAGCGUUUCCUUGAAGCCACUCUCUUUGUUUAGCCUUUGGAUCAUUCUUUUACCCCAAUCCCUCUCUUUCUUUAUUUUUUCUACCAAUAAAUCAGUGUGACGGGUGCCUGGUUCCGUGGGUGUGGGGGCUGAUGGCUAGGAGGCGUGGGUUUACCAGCCUACCAUCCAUAGGGGCAUAGCUCUGUCUAAGGGCUGGCUUUGCCAAAAGUGGAAGCCCCUGGCUGUCCUGGGCACCUCCCUCAAUUAAGCAACGUAGUUGUUAAUAGUAGGUAUUGUAAUUGUAAUAUUUUUAUUUUCAUUGUUGUUUUUUUUUUGUAUUUAUACAGGAGGUGUGCUAUAGCCUGCUUGGAAGAUGUCAGUAAGUUCUUAACUCGAGGAGGACAAGUAGCUGUAAGUUGAAGUUUGUGGUAAAAUAAUAUUGGGAAUUUUUGGAAAUAGACUUCAGGAUAUUUUUUUGCUCCUGAAAAAUACCACUUUUCAGAGCUUUGUGAACUCUUAGGACAUCUACAUGUAUACAUGUAAGAAGAUACUAACAGGGCUGUUGCUAAGAUUUCAGUUAAGUUGCUGAUAUAAUAUGGGAUUUAGAGUUAAGGCAGGGAGUCACUUGAGCGGCUGAGACAUGUAGGAAUUUGGUUCUACUUUCCUUUUGUUUGCUACAUGUGUAUCAAAGAAGGUCAUGAUCAGAGUAGCCAGGGACAUUGUACAUUGUACUUUUUUCAAGGCUUUAAUAUAAUAUAAUUAAUUUAAUUCUGCUGUGGAAUAUUUCAAGAGCUUCAGGGAAAUACAGUAGUGCCAGGUCAGUGCUGUCCCAAAGCUGACUGUGUCCAUUUAAAAAGUAAAAUAUGAACAAAAUGCCGUGGUUUUUAUGGGUUGUUCAUAUUAUUUUUUCUCUGUAAUGAACAAUGUCUUUCUUGAAUUACUUUUCAAGUCACAUGUAGCUCAAUAAAGUUUUUUCUGUUAACAUUGAACCAAGGAUAAAAUAAUAAUCAUUUUCAUCAAUAACCCAUCAUAUCAUACUUGUACUUUUACUUCUUUAUGAUCUGAAAUGCAACAAGUACCGCUUCCUUUUGCUGUAAGCUGAAAGCAUUCCUCUUAUCAUAAAUAGUAAUUUAUAUAUAUAUAUAUAUAUAUAUAUGUAUUUUUUUUCUUCUUUGCUCUUUUAUUUUCUUUUGUUUGUUUUUUUCUUUUUGUCAUUUCGCUUUUUUUAGCCUAGAACUAUGAUUAGUACGACUAUCUAAUAUACUUAUUUUAAGAUUUAGCUCUGCCAUUGAUUUUCCAAUGUGUAAUUAUGAUAAUACUUUGUUCUAAUUAUCUAACUGAGGGAGCCCAUUCCUUAUAAGCCCGGUGGCUUCUCUUGGGCUUCCUCGCCAUGAGAGUUUAAGUAGUUAGAUUUUAUUUGAUUUGUACAAUUUUUGGUAAACAAAACAAUAAAGAAAUAAUAAAUUUUUAUGUUUACACAAUAAAUUAAUUGUGUUAUUAUCGUUAUUAUUUUUUUGUACAGAUAUUUGAUGCCACAAACAUAACAAUGGAAAGAAGGGGGCUCAUCUUGGAAUUCUGUACAAACCGAGGAUUCAAGGUACAAUGUACUGGUACUAUUAGCAGCAUUUCAGAAUAUUAGUUAAUACUGAGAAACUAAGAAACACAUCGGGGUCAAAGUCACUGCAUAAUUAUGAAUUUGUUAGCAGCAUGAAUGAAUUAAGUUCAUGUGAAGUACAGGUUCUGAAUCAAUUUAAAAUGGCCAAUUGAAUUUGGAUUGGCUCAGCCAUGAAUAACAGCUGUUGAUUGCCAUUGAUUCAGGAUAAGGGUUUACUAGAGUUAACUGAAAUUUGGAAUUUCCUUGCACCACCCUUGAGUGGAGCUGGGGGGAUGGGGGUCUGGAAUGAUACAAUGCAUAAAUUUUUUGUAAUGUAUUAUACUGUAAUUUGCAUUUUGGCCCUUUUGAAUUAAGUUCGCCUGGAAUAAAGAUUGACAUCUGAAUCAAUUCAGCUGGCCUAAAUUAAUUUAGUUUGACCUCAAUUCAAAUAAUUUUGAUUUGGCUUAUUGCGGGUUUCAUGAUGACUAUUUUAAAUUUAAGCUUCUGGCAUAAAAUAGACUGUGAGAUCGAGCAGUCUCCUAUUUUUCUUUUGAGUCACAAUAGAUCAAGAGAGUGCUUGAGAUACCCGAAAACAAAAAGUAUAUAUGUACUGUGCAUAAUUUUACUUUUUCUUUUGCCAUAUAUGGCUCUGAGGAAUGAAGAACAACCAUUCGUGGUUACAUUUACCGUUAAUAGUGAACCAAAUGAUUCCUUAUCUCAGUUUGUUUUUUCUUGGCGACUAGAUAGGAAAAAGUUGUCCUCAGAGAACCUUCAAUUGUUCAAAUAUUGUUACUGUUCAAGUACAUAUGAAUUUGGCACUGUCAUGUGAGAAGCCACGACCAAAAAUGACAACUUUUAAAUCUUUUACUGUACUUUUUUUUAUACUAGUAAGUACUGCUAGUACUUAUAUUCUGUUGCUCAAAGUAUUUUGUUCAAUUAAUAUUAAUAUUUUAAUAUACCUUUUGUGAAGUUUGUGAAGGUUAAUUAUUGUCAGCUAUGUUGUUAUCAUGAAGACAUUUUGCAAAUUCUCUGAAAACUCGAAUUCUUCCUUUAGGUGUUUUUUAUGGAAUCCAUGUGCACUGAUCCAGAUAUUGUGGCUGCCAACAUCAAGGUACACUGUAUCAUUUGUUCAUUUGUACUUAACCAACCUGAGAUCAGGCUCAAUUUAAGCAGCUCCUGCACUCUGAGCAGUCCUGCAAAUAUAAUUUUUUUGGUCAAUCAAAUCAAAUCAGAAAAGUUGGUGGACACAUUAUGUGGCUUUUUUAUUACUUUAAUUGCAGCAAAUUUUCAGCUAAUAAAAAAAAUAAAAGUCUUAAGUAUUUGAUUUGUCAUUAGUCGUCAUGACCGACUGCUGGUUGGAUUUCAACAGACAUACAUGUACAUGUAGACCAAUUUUAGCAGGACAUUGUCCAAUGAUUGAUGGCUAUUUGCAGCUUUGCCUCGUAAACACUCUCUUUUGAGGUCUUGCCUGCCGAAAUUUCAUUUAAAAUAAAGCCAAACGAAAAUAGAACGUGAUCUCGGUUUAAAUCUGUAUAAUUACGUGUAUGGCUUUUAUGGCUGCAAGAAUAAUUUUUUUAUGGCAACUCAGUGUUGAAGGAAAUCAAGAUAAAAAAUGAAAGAAAGGUUGAUUGAAAUAAUGUUUUGUUGUGAGUUCAGUUAUGAAAGAAGUACUAGAAGAUGUUUUUAAAACGUUUAAUUAAAUUAGCUUGACUGGUACUAACCAGGGUACAGACCUCUAAAAAAAUAAGGACUUUGAUCAAGCAUCCCUCAAAUUUUGCUUGUUUGUGGCACUUGCAUGCUUUUUAGUUACAAUAGACUUGCCUGGGAGCAAGUGGUUAUGAAAAGCUACUUGCAUUGAAGAAUAGUCUGCUUUUCCCAUACUACUAGAAGGAAUAUUUUCGGGCCAUGCGUGUAAAUACAAAACAACCCAUACAAUACUGUACUUACCUUGUGUCACAGAGAAGCUUGCAACUAAACUUGUUCAAACUUGUAUACGAAUGUCCACACUUAAAUACGAAUAUUUUUAAUGUUGUGUUGUUUUUGAUCUGUUGAUCUAAUUGAUGUAACACACCAUCAUUAAUCAUUCAUAUUAAUUUCCUUUCUCUCUUUCAUUCUACUUUUGCUGCUUCCAUGUUACCUUUCUCACUAUUUGUUCAUUGAUAGUUGCACGUUACUCAAGUCAAUAAGAGUUUGCUAAUUUUUUUUUUGCCCUUAAAGUUAUCAAUAUUGACUUGCUUGAUCAACUGAUUUGAAAUCUCAGGUAAUGGGACAUGAAUUUUUUACCAAUGAGGAGCUUAAGUCAUGGCAAUCUUGGAUGGACUCACCAGCAUCCCCUCCUCGGUCCCCAUCAGGAGUAAAAAAGUUCACCCCUGAUUAUGAGAACUUGGACAGAGACAAAGCCAUUGAAGACUUCAGGGAACGCAUAAAGCACUAUGAAGAUUCUUAUGAAGAACUGUCCAUUGAGAAGGAAGGGUUAGUUGGGUUUACAGUCAUCUCGCCAUCAAACCACUUCGCCACCAAGAAGUCUCUUCGCCACCAACGAAUAGUUUGUUUACAUAGUAUUACUUAUCUGGGAUUUUUUACUUUUUCGUCAAGCCUAUGCGAAUUUGAAGUCGAGCCAAAUACAAAUCUGUCGAUCCUUUAUUGAUGACCCUUGUGUCGAACUUUACUCCAAAUGCUGAAAAUAGGUUCAGUUAAUGUAAAGUUUGACAUUUACCUUCCACACAAUCACUAACUUGCAGAAAGGCACACAACCACCUGUUAUUUCUUUGAAAUAUGAUUAGGGAAUGGCUUGGAAAAAAUUUUUUUCAAGAACGUUCUUCAUUUGUUGUGUAUAGUUAGGACUUCUUAAGACAAGAAAGCUAAGUCCUUUUCUUGGUGGCGAUUUCGUUGGUGGCGAGGUGACCGGAUACAGAACUGUUAAUUCUAAGCUAGCCUGUGAGCAAGUUAUGAAUUUCGAGCGGUGAGCGAUGUGACCCGGGAGGAAACACGCUAGCAAACGGCAAAGCUCAAGUCUUUUUUCACUUGGUGUUUGUGCGUGACUUCUCAUGAUAUCCCCUGAAAGCUCGCAUUCAGCCUUCGUCUCAGACGUAAUCAAUACUAACCCCCGGUUAGUAACGUCUGCAAAGCAGCGCUGAUAUGUCCUUGUUCUGGGCCCCUCAAGGGACUCAACAAAUUACCGCAAAUGCGUUUCGAGUUUCCCUUCAACCUUAUUGGCAAAUCGACAAUGGCAUUUUAAACAGUCCAAUCAUGGAGUGUACACAGAUGUGGGCCCAGAACAAGUAUUUUUUCGGCACUGUUGAGGAGACGACCUUAGCCAGAAGUUUAGUUCCGUCUGUGGCGCAGGCUAGCUCGCAGGUUAAUUCAAAGUGGCCAACUCAAACUCUUUGGUGCAAGAGCUAUUCUUCAGUACUAGGCCAUCAAAAGCAGUUACUGUGCUUCUUGUCCGAAAGACGUCAGUUUUGCUGUACAGCUUAUAAUGGACAAACUGUGAAAAGUGCACAGCUCUCUUUGAAGGCAACUUAUUAAGUAGAAACCGCAGCAAGUCAGUAUUUUUUCCUUGAUUGAUCGCUUCGCGUCUCCUCAUCAAUCCUCCACUAUUCACUUCCUCUUCGAGGGACAGUUCUAUAUUAACGACUAAAGUUAAAACUGUUUACUUUGUAUUAUUCUGAAGAUGCUGUUUCUCAUUCUGUUUGUAAACAAUAAAUAGAUAUAGUAUCAAAUUUAACACUAGGACUCUCUAAUACUCACGUACAAGCCAAUUAAUUUUGUUCAGCUAUGCCGUGUUUUGUGUUGAUUCCUGUGUUUUUGUUUUGUUACUUAACAGCAAUCUUUCCUUUAUCAAGAUUACCAAUGCUGGGGAGCGAUUUCUUGUGAACAACAUUGACGGUAUGGCUAUACUACUUGACUUAAGAACACUGUAUGUUUUUACCUCUUGGAAUGGGCAUAUAAUUAUUAAGUCUUAAACUCCCGAAAGCUUUAUGGUCCAUUUUGUGCUGAAAAACGUUGUCUUGUUUUAUGAGUCAGUACCGUAACAACUCGCGUUUAAGCCGCACCUUUUCCCUUAAGAAUUUUACGCUAAAAAUCGAGGGUAUGAAUUGUCUGUGAGACAGUAAAACCGUGACCUUGAGAGGCGAUUAUGGAACAUUGUUUUAAACCCUCUUAUGGUAAAUUUUCAACGAUUUUUUUCAACUCGUGAAUUAAGGAGUGCCUGGAAACACGGGGUAAGUGGCUUGCUGUAGGAUAAACUCAUUUAGCAUUAUACUAAAGCAGUCGAUAGUGUUUUUCGUGAGCUCUGAUUGGCUACUCUACCUCCGGAUAUCCAGUAUUAGUAAACUAAUCCAACUAGUGGUAUAUUCAGUAUCAUUGCUGCGUUCUGAUUGGUUAAGCUACUACUAGGCUAUAUGUUAUAGCCCACUAGUAGCGAAAAGCGUUGGCUUUGAAAACCAAAACAAUGGCGGAUUAAUCGCGUUUUGCUAGCUUAAGUUGUUUUGUCUCGAUAUUUUUGACCAACCAGUUGGAUUUCACUAAUAGCAACAGUACUCAGUAGCUCAGAAUAUCUAAAAUACUUUUUUCCCCAACUAUUGAAAAGUCCCUGAUUAAUGUUCAGGUAUUGUUUUGUAUUGAGAAUUGAAAUCUACAUUUGAGUUGACUAACUUUCAUUCUCGUCUUUACUGCAGGUUAUCUGCAGAGUAGAGCAGUGUACUUUUUGAUGAACUCGCACAACAAGAAAAGAUCAAUAUAUCUUGCACGGGUAUGUUGUGUGUGUGUUAAAAUGAUUACAAUCGCUCUGGACUGUGUGGCGUUUGCAGUCAUAAACUGAAUCACUUUUAACCCAUUUAAUUUAAGCAUGGAGAGAGUGACUAUAAUGUGCAGAAAAGACUUGGUGGGAAUUCAGAUCUGACAGUUAGGGGAGAAGAGGUAUGUAUUUUUGCCCAGAGAGUAGAUCGCUUACUUUCGUUUAACGACAAUGAUUACAGCGGCAACGAGAAGCCAAAACAACAGUGAGAUUUCUUUGAUAAGUUAGUCGUUGACAAAGAAAACUUUCUCCGGGAUAUUUUAAUGGUUAUGGAUAAAUCUGAUCAAGUUUUUCCAUGUCACUGCACGACCACGACCGCGACCACGAUCACGACAAAUACAAGAGAGCCACGACAGCGACGGCAACGAGAACACGUGCAUCGCGCUUCUUUGUACAUUUCUUUGCCGUCGUUGGACGACCACGACACGCAGCUUCCUAAUUUCACGUUUCAUGGAUGACGUUGGUCUCCUUCGCAGUCGCUCGGGCCGGAGUCAUGGAGACUAGGAAAAACGUGAACUUAAGAAAACGGUGGUUUUUAUCUUUUCCUGAACUUAGAUACAGUGCUUUAGAAUUCAACUCCAGAAAAAAAAAUUAAAAAACUGAACGAGAUGGAUAUGAGUGACUAAGCUUGAAAUUUCGCGGAUUCGCUUUUUGCGUGACGUUUUCAUCCACGUCGCUGUCGGGGUUACUUUAACUUCCUAGUAGAACGGAGAACGGAAAACUGGAAAAUAAUGCCGCUAACAAAACCUGACUAAAACUCUAACCCUAUCAGCAACGGGUGACAUGUAAUUACUUAGCACCACGUUAUUCUCUGGGUACUAUUUAGCUUUACCAUCGAGCUGGAGGAGCUGACUCAUAGGAGCCAGACCCAUUUAACUGGGUUCGUUUGACAAACGCGCCAACAAGUCUCCACUACCGCUCAGAGGGAGGGCUUUGUCCCCUCAUACUUUCGACCCGCCCAUUGGGAGAAAUUAGAUGUCUCUUUUCUGAGUCACCUGAGUCACUACUGAAAAAAAAGAAACAUUCUCAGUAAUUUGGAUAAUGUUUUAUGCUAUUAUCAUCGAAGCACGGUGACGAAUUGGUUGCAAUUGCUGACUGUAUUCUCUGUCUUUCUGUAGUUUUCGUUUGCUUUGGCAAGAUUUAUUAAGGAGGAGAAAAUUAAGGAUUUAAAGGUAAGAAAAAUAACGUCUCUUAGGUAUUGGCCACUUCACACUGCCAAUAAUUCACCUUGACUAGUGCUAAUGCACUCAAAAAACAAGUCUGUGCAGAAGUUCGGGAUGCGGUGUCUUCAAAGGCUUCACGAGAUUUAGACAGAACGUCCUUUUCUCCUCCUCGAUCAAAAGAACACAAAUCGCGGCUCUUAGGGUAACCAGUUAAUAAUCGUGCCUGUUUUUUGACACCCACCUGAUAUGUACAGUUGUAUGAUUCUACAGUCAGGAGCCUUACGAAGUGUUAUAUCUAUGUAAAGAGGUCAAGAUGUAUGUCGGUUUUUUAGGUUUGGACAAGUCAGUUAAAGCGAGCAGUAGAUACUGCACAGUUCCUUGAGGGGGUGACAGUUGAAAGAUGGAAAGCACUCAAUGAAAUGGAUCAUGUAAGUUACAAUUUAUAUAGAUUAACCUCUUCACCCCUAAACCAAGUUAUUGCGAGGAGACUAUUUAUCGCUCGAACUGUCACGAGGAUGUUUAGAUCAAUUUUGUGCGGUAGUCAUUACUUACAAAGUGCUUCUGUAAAGAUAUGAAGUAAGUAUCAUAAUAAAUUUCACCAGGGAGCUCUUAAUUUUGGUGGUUUUUGUAGGCGUAGCAUUAGAACGUUUUAAACAUACUUCUUGUCAUAAUUAUGAUUGUGCCGAACAAAACGAGUGCCCAUUUUUGAGCUUCGUUUCAAAAGCAUGUCGACUUGAAAGGCGCCCACAUAAUGAUCGGCGUAUAAUUUCAGUUUUAUAGUAAUAUCAACACUAACCAAGCAAACAAGGUAAAAAGUGAUCUGAUUCGCCAAUCAUGAUAAGGACUUUAGCUCUGAAGCCUAAUAACUACUUACACAUUUUGGGACAGGGGUUGCGGCAUUUUUCGUUGAGACAUUUUGUAAUAAAUGGAAGCUACUCAGUUUGUAAUUAGGGCUGUAGCAUUUUAUAGCUACAAUGUAUUUUCUAUCUUUACAGUUUGAAACACUAUAGUGUAGUUGAAGUUUCCAGUGUAGUGCAUGUACUUGGAGUUCCGCGACGACAAAACAAAGAGCCUAUCGCCGGAUACAUUUUUGUCAAGUCUUAUUUCGUUAUAUUCUUUUGUGUUCCAUGAGGGCAUCUACGAUGGAAUGACACUGGACGAAAUAAAACAAAUGGAUCCUGAGGAACACAAGGUUUUAGAGGAACACCCCUUUAACUACAGAUAUCCCAGAGGAGAGGUAAUAUACUGUCUAAAAAGAACGCAUUCUACUGUAAAGUUUAUUUAAAAAUCUCUUCGAAAGACCCUGUACACUGUAAUCUACUUACUACAAUUGUCCCCUCCUUAUAUCAGUGAGCAAAAAGUCGUGCUCAUUUUAAGUAGCAUAUUACAAACUGACUUCGUUUGGCCCUCGGGAUUGUCUGGCUUUUUCAGUCUAUUUGGGCGUUUGUGACGCGAUAAGCUGUACCCAGAUGUGAUUGUACAGUAAAAACCCGCCAGUAAGAACCUACAUUUUUUGGAGUUAGCCUAAACAAGUUCUUAUUUAAAUGGUAGUUAACAAAUUUUAGGCUAUUUAGGUUCUUAAAUAGGUUCUUAUUUCUGUAAAAAAAAUAAAUAAAAAAAAACAAGCUACAAAACAAGAUGGUAAUCAACCUAUUUUUCAUUUUCAAUAUGGGCUAGAACAAUAUUAACCUGUUGCACUUUAUUUGUUUUAUUAUAUCAAUAAAUUAGCACUUUUAUUUGCACGCAAUGCCAAGCUCCUAAUUCUCCAAACAGCUUUGUAGCUGCAUUUCACUAAUAUGAUUUUAGAAAAUAAGAACCUGUUUUUCAUUUUCCAGGCUAAACAGGUUCUUGUUUAUAGGGGGUAUAAAUGGCAAAUUUUGGGCUAACAGGUUCUUACUCGCGGGUUUUUACUGUAUUAGUUAAUUUUCUUGAUUCCUCAAUAUUUAUUGCAUAUUUGUUAUUCUUUCUUUUUAAUAUCAUUAAUUAUCAAAUAAGAUUUAAUGCGUUGAACUAUAUAUAACAUCAUAUUUACUCUUUCUUUUCAGUCUUACAGUGAUGUUUGUGCUCGUCUAGAACCAAUCAUUAUGGUGAGUAACUUAGUUUAGUAAAACUUUACAUGGAUUUGUUGUAUACAGCCAUUCUAAGAGCACUACCUUUCUAGGAGACUGUUCGUUCAUAAACAUCUUGCAAAAUAGUGAUUGGAAUUUUUUUGAUCUCUGUGAAGCUUACAAUCUUGUGUAAGGGAAAGCACGUAAGUAAUUUUGAUGACCAUUCUACUAACUGGACUUAAGAAAGACAAUAAAAAAAGUAAGCUAAAAGUUGUAUUGAUUGCCAGCUCAUUAAGCGAAAUUCGUUUUGUUUCAAGGAAUUGGAAAGACAAUCUAACGUGUUGGUCAUUUGUCACGAGGUAAGUGUGUACCUUGAAUGACUGUUGUAAAUAACUUGAAAAAGUUUUAGUAAAUUUACCCCUGGCCAGACCAAAACUAGGGUCUUUAUUAACAACUGGGGAGAACAUGCUACCUUUCUAAUGUCAUCUGCAAACGGUUCAACUUUCUAGUCUUAUCGGAUAAGGAUGUUUGUAGGUCGCGUCUCACAAGCCCCGUCUCAUUUAAUAUCUGUGGGACGUUAAUGAACCCACUCACUGUUCGUAAAGACCAUCUCCACUAGCAUGUGGUCUUUGUGGCUGCCAGAGGUCAGGCUAUUUGCCUGGGUACUGGAAACCCUACUCACCCUUACUGACAGUACGGAUUACUUUGAUUUUUUAUUAUUAAUGUUGUUGUUCAAAAAUAGCGCAAUGAUUUUAAUUUUUGCAGGCAUUACCUCUUUUUGCAAAACCACUCCUACUAGUAAAAUGAAUAAAAUAAAUAAGUUAUAAGUGUCUGGAAAACAGACAUGUUAUUUUUGAAAAUGACGAACUGCUGUCUAUUUUUGUUUUACCUCACUGCCUUAUUUAACACUUGCACUCUUUUAAUUGUAAUUUGAUGAGAGCAAAUGAACUACUGUCUUCCUGCAGGCCAUCUUACAAUGCCUAAUGGCUUAUUUCCUGGAUCACAGUUCAGGUGAGUCGAGAGAACUGAAACUGCUCUAUAACAAUAGUCUGUAUUUCAGUUCUUUGCUUUAUCUUUUCACCCUUAGAAAGACAUGUGAGGGACAUGCCACAGUCACCAAAACAUAGUCCUAUCACAUCUCUGCACAGGUGCACAGGCUAGGGUUGCUUUUCUUUUCUUUUUUUUUUCAGUUGCUUUAUUGUUUUGUCAAAACCCUGUUCUUAUUAUAUGUAAUAUUUCAGUACUAUAAGUCUAAUCGGCUAGGUCCACAAACACCGUCUGAAAAGAAUCUUGAUUGUGUAUUUCCCGAAAAUAUCCAUACCCAUUGUUCUUCAAAGUGAUAAUAACAGCAAUAGAGUUUAUGUUCUUGGGCAUAAAUGUGUUUUGGUCCCUUUUAUUUUCAGAGCUCAUUUUAUCCCUCGCCCGCGAAUAUUAACUCUAUUGUUUUAUUUUAAGCUUUACGCAAAAGGACCCAACGAUGUAAUAUGUAAAUUUAGAUGUUUAGGAUGCUGAAUAGAGGUCUAAUUUUGACUAAAAAGGUGUUUGCGGCUGGUCAAGUCCUUGUGUGUGAGAAACAUGUAUUACUAACUAAAACUUAAGACAGCAUAAUUCUAAGUAAAUUCUCAAACAAAAAAAGACAGUCUUGAUCAUGCAGGUUGCGCAGUGGAAUUCUUCCACACAAUUUCAUGGCAAUUGUCAAUAUCAUAUUUUUUGUAUCAUUUUCCAAAACUCCGAACCUUCUAAAACGUUUUGAAUAUUUUUGUGAGUGUCGAACUGAUUCCGUGCGUUGUUUUUCGUUUGUUAGCCGGAACAAAAUGAAAGGAAAUAGAAUUUAAUGACUCUUUUAUUGCCGUUUUUCUCAAUUUCAGGAGAGCUUCCUAAUCUACGUAUUCCAUUUCACACGGUGUUCAAGCUUACACCUAUUGCUUAUGGUAAGUGUGUUGCCCAUGGUGGUUUUAUCCGCCCGGCAUGGCGCAAAGAGCGAAACGCGCGCAAGGGAAGUAUAACCGCGCUUCCUCAAAAUCGUUUGGGUUUGUUCUCUUAAGAGUGGUUUCUAUUUUUAGGGUGGAAGAAUUUCGAUAUGACCCAGCUGGUUGAUAACUUACAAUAUCUUGGGUGACCAACUGCUCCUUACUUUUGGCGCGAAAUUUCAGCGUUAUAAUUUAUAUUUCACUUGUGUAAUUACAAAAUUGCUAUGGCAACGUUCCGUAUGUCUUAGUGCCAAGAUGGCGUCAAGCUUUUAAAAUGUCAUGACUCAAGAUGUCAGGGCAUUAAAGACACUUUAGAAAAACACACGAAAGAGCACAUAAAGAAGGAUUCUAACAGGUAUUUUGUCCAGAAAUUAAGAGAAUCAAGAACUUAACCCGAAAUUUAUGCUUUAAACUUUUCAGUGCGUGGAGUUCUCGAUAGAAAAAGCAACCAAAUCCACGAUUGCGAGCGUAUUUUUUCACCCAUGACAUUAAUAAAAGGCUGAGGAAAAUAUUAGAAUUUAGGCAAAACGGAAGCGAAUUUAGCCCCUAAUUUCACGAGUAUAUCAUUUAGUUACACAUACAAAUAUUAUGACAAAUCCGAGGGGAAAUCUAUUUUUUUCGCUUGUAAGUUACCUGGCGAGGAGUUUGCAUUAUUAUGCGAGUCCGAGUGAACUGGGUUCUACUGUAGUCUUUCUCAGUUCUAUUUGGUGAGUGGGAUUGUUUGAUUCUCAUGUUGUUUUGUACUAUGCUAUGCAUUCAUACUACCUUUUUGUUCAUAUUUUCAGGCUGUAGAGUGGAAAGGUACCCGCUGUUUGUGAAAAAGAACUCACCAGGUUCAAUUUCAGAACAUUAA